UCCUUCUGACUUAAUUGGUGUUUGUUUUUUCCCACGGACCCUGAAGGCAGCGGGAUACUUACAGUGGAGUCUCGCGCCGCAGCCGUUAGUUGGACCAUGUAAAGAUGGCGGAGCUGCAGAUGCUGCUGGAGGAGGAGAUUCCUGCGGGACGGAGAGCCUUACUGGACAGCUUCACCAACCUGGAGAGGGUCGCCGAGUACUGCGAGAGCAACUAUGUCCAGUCCACAGACAAGCAGCGAGCGCUGGAGGAAACCAAGAGCUACACCACCCAGUCUCUGGCCAGCGUCGCCUACCUCAUCAACACGCUGGCCAACAACGUGCUGCAGAUGCUGGACAUCCAGGCCUCGCAGCUCCGUCGCAUGGAGAGCUCCGUCAACCACAUCUCACAGACCGUCGACAUUCACAAGGAGAAGGUGGCUCGACGGGAGAUCGGCAUCCUGACCACCAACAAAAACACGACUCGCUCCCAUAAAAUCGUGGCUCCGGCGAAUCCAGAGAGGCCGGUGCGUUACAUCAGGAAGCCCAUCGACUACAGCGUGCUGGACGAUAUUGGACAUGGAGUCAAGUGGUUGUUGAGGUUCAAGGUGAACGGCCAGCAGAACAUGAAGCUAGGAGGAGGUCUGUCCAGGUCCAACCCACCCACCCAGAAACCGCCCAGCCCUCCGAGGGCAGGAAAGGGCAUCUUAGGGAAGAACUCCCCCUACAGGACUCUGGAGCCAGUGCGCCCCCCUGUGGUGCCCAACGAUUAUGUCUCCAGUCCCACCAGGAACAAUAUGGCCAUCGGACAGCUUCCGAGUCCGGCCCGCACCGCCACCCUCAACCACCGACCCCGAACGUACAGUGGCAGCAGUGGAGGCAGCCAUCCCAGCAGCAGCAGUCGCAGCAGCAGCAGAGAGAACAGCGGCAGCGGCAGUGUUGGCAUCCCCAUCGCCGUGCCAACGCCCUCCCCACCCUCCACCUUCCCAGUUUCCCCGACUGCUGGACCAGCUAGCUCCUCCUCCACAGCUCCUAACUCCUCCCCCUCGCCUUCACCGACUCCUUCCUCCUUCUCCUCCUCUUCCUCCACCACCACCCUAACACAACCCAACGCUCCUUUACCACCAAACUCACCCUCACAACACGCCGACUCGUCCCCUCAGCAAAGCUCGCGAUCGAACGCACCAAACGCCUCCCCGCCCUCUAACCCCUCCCCCAGCGCCGCCGAUGUCCAAUCAGAACUGUCUCCUCUCCUUCCUCCCGCCCCUCCUCCUCCACUGUCCUCCUCUUCCUCCUCGUCAUCACCUGUUGAAGGUCCGAUCGUCCCUCAGUUCUACAGUAUGAACCGUCCUCAGCCUCGACAGCAGACUCCUCAGGUGGGGGGGUCCCUGCCGUACCGCCGCCCCCCCUCUGUGACUGGUCAGCCAAUCGCAACGCAGAAUCAGGUCAACGGUGGUCCCUAUUACAACCAGAGCCCAGCCUCCCCUCCACCUCCGUCCCUCCUCCAGUUCACUCCUCAGCUUCCUCUCAUGGGUUUCGUCGCUCGAGUUCAGGAAUCCAUUUCAGAUGCCCCUCCUCCUCCUCAUCCAGCCACCGAGAACCAAUCAGGGUCUGAGGAGCCUGUUUCAACACCUGAACCUUUACAGGACGGACACGAAGAGGAGGACUCGGCAGUGGUGGAGUACAAUGAUCCAUACGCUGAAGAAGACCCGCCGUGGGCCCCCAGGAACUACCUGGAGAAAGUGGUGGCCAUCUACGACUACACGGCCGACAAGGAGGACGAGCUGUCGUUCCAGGAGGGAGCCAUCAUCUACGUGAUCAAGAAGAACGAGGACGGCUGGUACGAGGGAGUGAUGAACGCCACCACCGGCCUCUUCCCAGGGAACUACGUGGAAUCCAUCAUGCACUACGCCGACUGAGGAGAAGCUCUGAACCAGAAGGGAAAAGUUCCACUCGGUUCCACUUUUGUAUUUGGUUCCUUUAGAUUCUCACUAACAGUCACAAGCGAAUCGGAGCUCAUGGAGAUAAAUCAACACUUUAUUCAUAAUAGUAUUGUUUACUGGACAGAAGUUGUGUUAUUUUACCCAUGAGGCUUUGGGGUUCUUUGGUGUUUCACGUCAUACUUAAGACUACGUCAACAUUAAGCCGGCUACAUUUUAAAGAAAUGCUUUUUGCGAUAUUUCAAUUUCAGCUACAAACAAGUAUAAAGCUGGCAAAGGUUUGUUCCUGGUUUCAGUGGUUAUACAAAACUGUGUUUUUCCUCAUCAUUCAGGGAUGAAAGAGAGAGAAAAAGCCACAUUUUUUAAUCUUCCUAGCUUAAUGUCGACGUAAUCUUAACGUAUUUUGGUGGAUUUUGUGUCUUGAGUUCGACCGGCGUCGCCACACGUCCAGGUUUGCCUUGUGAUGGUUGGUUUUUUUAAACUUUUUUUAAGCGUCCUCUGGCACUUAAAACUGGUCUGCAGUCGGUUUAUAACCUUACAGAUGAUGCAGUUUAUCAAGCAGCAAUACUAAAGCCUAUAUCCAUAAUCUAAACCAGCUUAAACAGCAAUAACCCUGAGCAAAAACAUAAACCUUGUAGGUAGGAAAACAUAUUCUAUUGCACAAAAGUCCCAGAUUAAUUGACUGAAAAUAGUUCUAAUGGUGUCCAGUGUUUCUGUUCUUGUAGAAAAAGAUGGAAUUUCAAUUUUUAUUUUCUUCUGAUCACAAGAAAUGUAUUUUAAGAUCGUGAUAUAAGUUUAAAACCACCAGAUAUGUGGUUGAAAUGCUCAUAAAUCACAGAAACGCUGUUUAAAACUGCAGAACUUUCCUGAGAUUCAUUUGAUUUUUGCAUUUUGAAGGAAAUCCAGUGACGUUCAUUCAAGCAGGAAGUGCUAAGAGUUAAUUUUGCUUCACUUCUAAUCAGUUUGUCAGAAUAUAAACAAAUAUUUUUUGGCCUUGCAUGGUUUUUACAGAACAGGUAUUUAUCCUGAAUUGAAAAAAUGUGGACAAAAAGGCAAAAAUUUCUCCUCUAGAACACAUAAAGUAAAGAUUAACAGUGUUUCUAAGUAAGAAGUCCAUAUUUUGAAUUAAAAAUACACAACAUUCAUGUAUGAAGUUACUAAACUAGAGCUUAAAGUGUUGAGAAAAACAAUUUUUUCUUUCUUUAUUGUGAUGAAAAAAAUCUAAAAGAAGCUUUUAUUUAAUAGCAGUUUAAUAGUAGUUUCAUGCGUACAGAAAAACAAACUUUGUCACAUUUUUAUCAAUAUUUUUUGUAAUCAGAAUUUAUAAUUCAUUUAUCCUUUGCCUUAACAAAAUCCUUCAACAUUCCUGUUUCUUCGUGAGCUUAAUUUUCAUUUUUUCUGUCAGUAAAGUUAAAAAUAUUACGAGAUGAACUAGAGAUAAAGUAAAGAAGACACUAUGGAGCUUUACAAUAAUCAAACUGCAAUAGAAGGAAGCAGAGAGACGCUAGAACUCAGUGAAGGUGUUUUUGUUAGUUGAGAGGGAUGGUGGGAUUGUUCUCUGCCAUAAAUAUCUUUAGCUUCCUUAACGUCACACAUCUUUCUGUGAUUCUGUGUUUUCUGCUAGGAAAGAAAGACAGAAGAAAGAAAUUGUUACAAAUAUUCAACGUUAAAGUCCACGUGUUGAUCAGAAAAUAGGAGGAGUGAUUAUUUUAGAAUCAAUGUUGAUAGUUUGAAGAUUUUACUGCAAAAUUAACUGACUUUGCUGGUUAGUUUUCCUUCCAGUCAGUUCAAAUUUACAAUAAAUCAGUAAAUUUCGACUCAUCCAAACCUCUAAUUUCGUAUGUCAUGCAAUGAAAUACGAGGCUUGUCUUUGAUUUAUAUUUGAAAUUAGAGGUUUCAGCUCUGUGGAUAAAAAUGCCUUCUUUAUGGCUCCCAGAAUUUAAAACCCGCUGAUUUUAGUGGGGUUUUUGUUAAGUCAAAACUUUUGUUUAUGAGCAAAUAACAGUAAAACUAACGAUGUCAGUCUGAGCUUGUGUUUAACAGCUGAUUAGAAAACGUCAAAGGUUCACUGAUUUCAGUGCAAAAACAAGUAAAAUCACCACAAACAUCUGGCCGAGCUUUAAACUACACAAAUGUUAACGUACAAACAUUUGUUGUUCUGAUCUGAACACGACACAAGUGUAAAACACAGUAGCUCACUAUGAGUUUAAGCUUUUUACUCAAUAGAAAAUAGAUGAAUUUAAAUAAGUUUGAAGUCAAAAUUUCGUCUUUGCAUCGCUGCUCGCUUCUCUCUGCUGCAGAAAUUCAGCUAAAUAUAUAGAAAUACAGAUAAAAAUGCCUCUUAAUUUGUAGAAAGACAUCAAAUUGCACAUUUAAAGCCUUCAGAAAGCUAAUUUAAUGGUAAACCGAUGAGCUAUUUUCAUUUAAAUGAGCUGAUUAAUGGCACUUGGAUGAAUAGAAACCCAGAAACACUUGAUUCCUUUGAGCUACAAACUGAAAAAUUAAAUUAAUAUUCCAGUGAAAGUGGAUCAGAAAGUGGACAUAUAAAUAGUAGGUAGAUUAUUCAGAAGGUUUUCUGAAAGCACAGUGCACUUGUUACUCAUUUUUGUAAGUUCAUGGCAGUUAUUUUUGUAGAUUUUAAAGCAAUCAGGCUAAAAAGACCCUGAAAUGAAAGAGAUGCAGCCUUUCCAGCCUGAAAGCUUUAUUCUAAAUGAGUAUUUUUUUCCUUUUAAAACUGAAAUACGUCCUCUUCUGUAGUUAUUUAAAUGAAAAACACAACAGAAGAGGUUGUUUUUGUUUGUUUUUUCAAGAUAUUUCUGACAAUUUUGGCCGUUUUUUAUUAAAUAUUGUUGCAGAAAUAACAGAAUUCACCUUUUAAUUGUUAAAACUCUCAAACAAAAAGAGAAAAUUGAAAUUAAUUCAUGUAAAACUGAACCAAAUUUAACAUAUUAUCACAUUUGCCACCAGGAUCAGACCAGGUUUUGAUCCUCUCUGAUUUAUUGAUCUCUAAUUCCCAGUUAUUAUUAUCAGUUUCUCUCCAGUCUGACCUCUGAGCCGUUGUUAUUUUUGUUUUAUUUGUGGUUUCGUGCAGUGAAGUGGACCCGAACCAGUCGCCGGGUGGAGAUUCUGGACCUGUUGCCAGUUUUUGAAGUUUACAGUGUGUUUGCCUGCAUGCCUGAUAUAUAACUGACAUUUUUACUCACCGCGUUUUCAUAUUCUUCAUGUUCGUUUGUUUAUUUUUCUUUCUAUAGUUUCACCGACUUGCUUUAUUCCGUCUGUUUGACCAGCUGGAGGUUUGUGAUGUUUUAACGGCCCUUUAAACGAAGUCCUGCCGCUCAGACGGAGACGGAGGAUGUUUUUGUGCCAUAUGUGUGUGUGUGUGUGUGUGUGUGUGUGUUGUGUUUAGAAAGCAGAUGUGUGUGUGUGUGUGAAUGCAGAUGUGUGUGUGUGUGUGUGAACCAAACCUUCCCUCGUCGACUGAAGUGACUCUGGACCUGAAAACAGUGUUUCCUCGUUGUACAGUUGUUAUUUAAGAGGUGUUUUACCGCAAAAACCAGAGUUUGCCAAGUUAACACUCCUGUGACGUUUGUACUGAAAAUUAUUGAUGUCGUUUUUUCAAUCAUCUUAGAGGAAAAUCGAUAUUUUCAGGUCCGUUUUAGACGUUUCCGAAAGGCUCAAAAUGUUCCUGAUGCUCUUAAAGCCUCCUGAGUUAAAAAAACAAACAAACCUGCAACUAAUAUUUAUUUUCACUAUGAAUAAAUUGGCUUAAUUUGCCAAAUAAUUGAUUAAAUGUUGGAAAAAAGUGACAGUAAAUAGCAAAAAUGUAAAAAAAAAAAAAAAAAAAAGUCACAAUUUCCUACAUGCAGAAAACUUUAAUUAACAGAAAAUCAACUAGUAGUAAGUUUGGUGAAUAAUUCAUUGUUUAUGUUACUUUUCUAUACAAAAACCCCUAAAUAGAGAUUAUUUUUUUAAUGAAUAAAUCUGCUUCAUUUGCCAAAUAAUUGAUUAAAUGUACAAAAGAAAUUACAUUAAAUGGUGAAAAUGUAAAAUAAUCUGAAUAUCCUUCAUGCAGAACACUUUUAUUAUUAACUUUGUUGUUGAAGUGACAGAAAAUCAACUCGCAGUAAGUUUGGUGAAUAAUUCAUUGUUUUUCACUUUAGAAUGCAAAAAAAUCCCCCAAAACAGAUGAAUUUUUAUGAAUAAAUCUGCUUCAUUUGGAAUAGCGUUACUUUUUAACCAAUAACUGAAUGAGGAAAAGAUGGUUUUUACCUCGCUGACAUGUUUCAACCACAUCUGCAGUCUUGAUGAGGAACCAGAAACACAAACUAGCCUUGACUUCUCCUCUGCCAUUGAUGUUGGACUGAUGCUGUGACUCUGUUCUGGAUGGACCACACAUGGACUCCUGUUGUCUUUGUCUUUUUGGUCUGUAAAAUUCUUCCUGAGUCUGGUUGACUCACGUCCACAAGGUAAAAACCAUCUUCUCCUUCCUCAGGUGUUGGUUAAAAAGUGACGCUAUUCUAAAGUAAGAAACAACAAAAUGAGAAUAAUCCAUCCUCUGCUUAAUUUGUCAAAUAAUAGAUUAAAUGUCCAAAUAAUGACAGUAAAUAGUGAAAUAAAAGCCUAUUAAAAUUCCCCACACUCAACAAGAGCUGAAAGUUGCCCAAAAUGAAUAAAUAUUUGUCCAAAAUUAGAUCGACUAUUCAAAGUGACUUCAAAUUGUCCAAAAUGACAAGAAUGAACAAAUAUUAAACGUCUUUAAAUAUCAGUAAUUUUAUCUAUGUACAAUUGUGUAAACACAAACUUCUUUAAAGACUAAAAUUAUAACAAAAUAAUAAAAAUAGAACCUAAUUUACCCACUUUGUAAGACACUUCAAAGCACAAAUGUGAAGGAAUGAACCCAAAAAUACAGCCAAAGCAUCACUGAGCCUGUACGUAAAACAGAUGAGUGUUAAGAAAUGAGUUAAACUACACAUAGAAUUGGUGUUUUUUUCUUGAAUGCAUGAAAUGCAAAUAAAAGAAUUAAGCCAAGCAGUAAUAAAAGACAUCUGUGAAACACCGCCAGACUUCAGAGUGACUGAAUUCCUUCUAAAAGAAACACUUUGGCAAACUUUGUUUUUUGUCCUGCCUGCAAUAUCCCUUUAAAGUGUGGACUGAGACGUUUGCUCAUCUGUGAAAUGCUGCAGACGGCUUCUCCGAGGCUGAUUUUUACCAGGAACCUGCUCCAUCCUCCUCCCUGCAAACAUUUAAUAAUGAGAAAAUCGCCUCCAGUCUGGAUCCAGACUCACAAAGUAAACAAAUUAAUUCAAUUUUAAGUCUAUUCAAGUCAUAACAAAACAGAAAAUAAUCAAUUUGUCUGGAAGAACUUUUUCCCAGAUGGUUGCUGCAUCUCAUUUUUACAUGAUUUACCUCUAAAAUCUUAUUCCUACUUUGAAAUGCAUUGAAGAGAUUUCAGCUUUAACCUGCCAGUUUAGUAGAUGUUCCUUCCUGUCUGUCUGCAGGAAAUUCCUGCUAGAACAUGAUGUCUGGAGAAGCUUUCUGCUUCCCAAAGUGAGCCACGACUGAAAGCACAUCGCUCUUUUGUAAGAAAGAAAACAAGUGAAAUUACUCAGUAAAUGUUUUAACAGCU
Molecule: messenger RNA, 7542 nt
Organism: Amphiprion ocellaris (clown anemonefish)
Lineage: Eukaryota; Metazoa; Chordata; Actinopteri; Pomacentridae
Product: abl interactor 2-like
Exons: 13
Coding region: 105-1895 (596 amino acids)
Cellular component (GO): lamellipodium
Molecular function (GO): SH3 domain binding
Source: RefSeq, a predicted model, not a curated record